This is a messenger RNA of Vigna radiata var. radiata (mung bean), 1557 nucleotides long. Its product is annotated as protein NUCLEAR FUSION DEFECTIVE 4. The coding region runs from base 10 to 1557 and encodes 515 amino acids. NCBI's taxonomy places the organism in Eukaryota, Viridiplantae, Streptophyta, Magnoliopsida, Fabales, Fabaceae. Gene Ontology annotation, cellular component: membrane. The transcript is spliced from 2 exons. The record is from RefSeq and is a predicted model, not a curated record.
UUCUUCACAAUGCCUUCAACUGCCUUUCAAUGGCUGAGUCUUGUGGGCAUAAUUUGGCUCCAAUCCAUUACAGGAACAAACACCAAUUUUCCUGCUUACUCAUCACAGCUGAAACAGCUUCUUUCCAUCUCUCAGAUUCAGCUCAAUAACCUUGCUUUUGCCUCUGAUGCUGGCAAACUAUUUGGUUUUUUAUCUGGCCUGGCUUCUAUUUACUUACCCCUUUGGCUUGUACUCAUGAUUGGUUCAACUCUUGGACUGGUUGGCUAUGGUGUACAAUAUCUCUUCAUCACAAACCAUAUCUCCUCUCUCUCCUAUUGGCAUGUCUUCUUUCUUACUGUUUUAGCAGGAAACAGCAUUUGUUGGAUUAAUACUGUCUGUUAUGUCAUCACCAUAAGGAACUUCCCAUCUGAUCGCCAAGUUGCUGUGGGGAUAACAACUAGUUACCAAGGUUUAAGUGCUAAGGUUUAUACCACCAUUGUUGAUGUUGUCGGACACAAAAAAAGGGCCAUAACCUUUCUUUUUCUGAACUCAGUCUUGCCUUUGCUAGUUAGCCUAAUAGCAACUCCAUUGGUUAGAGAAAUUGAAGUCAUAAGUCCUAAACACAGGAGGAUUGGAUUUGAUGUUAUCUUUGCCAUAACAAUUGUUACUGGAAUUUAUGCUAUCAUGAGCAGUUUGGAGUUUGUCUCAAACAAAAUAUCUUCACUGGGUAGUCUUAUUGGUAUUUCAGUGUCCCUUCUCAUACCUUUGUUAGUUCCACUUUCCAUGAUGAUCGUGGGGUCAUGGCACAAAACUACAGAAAAACAAAAAGUGUAUAAUUUCACUGUGGAGGAUGGUCAUAAUGAGAAAACGGAGAAUGAGGUGAAAGAAGGUGAAGAAAGUGAAGAAAGUGAAGAAGUUCAUGAUAUAGGUAUAAAAGAAGAAGUAGAAACAAAGUUAAUGCUGAGAAGACUAGAUUUCUGGUUAUACUUCUUCGUGUAUUUAUUCGGUGCAACACUGGGUUUGGUGUUUCUAAAUAACUUGGGACAAAUAGCCGAAUCCAGAGGUUACAAUGGAACUUCAUCAUUGGUGUCUUUGUCUUCUUCUUUUGGAUUCUUUGGACGUCUUAUGCCAUCUAUAAUAGACUACUUUUACAGGGAAAACAAGUGUGCAAUAUCAAAACCAGGAUAUAUGAUGGUAUUAAUGGCUCCAACUGCUGGGGCAUUUUUCUUACUGCUGAACAAGACUGACCUUGCCCUGUAUGUUAGCACUGCCAUAAUUGGAGUGUGUACUGGUGCAAUAACUUCAAUUGCUGUGUCGAUGACCACUGAAUUAUUUGGAACCAAGAAUUUCUCAGUGAAUCAUAAUGUGGUGGUAGCCAACAUUCCUGUGGGGUCCCUUUUAUUUGGAUACUUGGCUGCUAUUGUUUAUCAUAAGGGAGGGAAUGAAAAUGGAAAAUGCAUGGGCAUGGAAUGCUACAGGAACACUUUCAUCUUAUGGGGUUCCCUUUCUUUCUUUGGCACUUUUUUGGCUUUCAUUCUACAUCUUCGGACUCGCAAGUUUUACUCACAUAAACUGUAG